AGCGCCUGGUGCGCCCCGCGGUCUCCCUGUCGGGGCCGCCGGGCGGGGGAUGCGCGCGGCGCCCGGGAGCCAUGGUCCGCUUCGGGGACGAGCUGGGCGGCCGCUAUGGGGGCACCGGCGGCGGGGAGCGGGCCCGGGGCGGCGGGGCCGGCGGCGCGGGCGGCCCUGGCCCGGGGGGGCUGCAGCCGGGCCAGCGGGUCCUCUACAAGCAGUCAAUCGCGCAGCGCGCGCGUACCAUGGCACUGUACAACCCCAUCCCGGUCAAGCAGAACUGCUUCACCGUGAACCGCUCGCUCUUCGUCUUCAGUGAGGACAACGUCGUCCGCAAAUACGCCAAGCGCAUCACCGAGUGGCCUCCCUUUGAGUAUAUGAUCCUGGCCACCAUCAUCGCCAACUGCAUCGUGCUGGCCCUGGAGCAGCACCUCCCUGAUGGUGACAAGACUCCCAUGUCCGAGCGGCUGGACGACACCGAGCCGUACUUCAUCGGCAUCUUCUGCUUCGAGGCCGGGAUCAAGAUCAUCGCCCUGGGCUUCGUGCUGCACAAGGGCUCCUACCUGCGCAACGGCUGGAACGUCAUGGACUUCGUGGUGGUCCUCACGGGGAUCCUGGCCACGGCCGGCACCGACUUCGACCUGCGGACGCUGCGGGCCGUGCGGGUGCUGAGGCCCCUCAAGCUGGUGUCUGGGAUUCCGAGUCUGCAGGUGGUGCUCAAGUCCAUCAUGAAGGCCAUGGUUCCGCUGCUGCAGAUCGGGCUGCUGCUCUUCUUCGCCAUCCUCAUGUUCGCUAUCAUCGGCCUCGAGUUCUACAUGGGCAAAUUCCACAAGGCCUGCUUCCCCAACAGCACAGACGCGGAGCCAGUGGGUGACUUCCCCUGUGGCAAGGAGGCCCCCGCCCGGCUGUGUGAGGGCGACACCGAGUGCCGGGAGUACUGGCCAGGACCCAACUUCGGCAUCACCAACUUCGACAACAUCCUGUUCGCCAUCCUGACGGUGUUCCAGUGCAUCACCAUGGAGGGCUGGACCGACAUCCUGUACAAUACCAACGACGCUGCUGGCAACACCUGGAACUGGCUGUACUUCAUUCCGCUCAUCAUCAUCGGCUCCUUCUUCAUGCUCAACCUGGUGCUGGGUGUGCUCUCGGGCGAGUUUGCCAAGGAGCGCGAGCGGGUGGAGAACCGCCGGGCCUUCCUGAAGCUGCGGCGGCAGCAGCAGAUCGAGCGGGAGCUCAACGGGUACCUGGAGUGGAUCUUCAAGGCCGAGGAGGUCAUGCUGGCCGAGGAGGACAAGAACGCGGAGGAGAAGUCCCCUCUGGAUGUGUUGAAGCGGGCGGCCGCCAAGAAGAGCCGGAACGACCUGAUCCACGCUGAGGAGGGCCAGGACCGGCUCACAGAUCUCUGUGCCGCGGGGUCCCCCUUUGCCCGAGCCAGCCUCAAGAGUGGGAAGACGGAGGGCUCGUCCUACUUCCGCAGGAAGGAGAAGAUGUUCCGGUUCUUUGUGCGGCGUAUGGUGAAGGCUCAGAGCUUCUACUGGGUGGUGCUGUGCGUGGUGGCCCUGAACACGCUGUGUGUGGCCAUGGUGCACUACAACCAGCCCCAGCGGCUCACCACGGCGCUGUACUUUGCAGAGUUUGUUUUCCUGGGUCUCUUCCUCACAGAGAUGUCCCUGAAGAUGUACGGCCUGGGGCCCAGAAGCUACUUCCGGUCCUCCUUCAACUGCUUUGACUUUGGGGUCAUCGUGGGGAGCAUCUUCGAAGUGGUCUGGGCCGCCGUCAAGCCCGGGACCUCCUUCGGGAUCAGCGUGCUGCGGGCUCUACGGUUGCUGAGGAUCUUCAAGGUCACCAAGUACUGGAACUCUCUGCGGAACCUGGUGGUGUCGCUGCUCAACUCCAUGAAGUCCAUCAUCAGCCUGCUGUUCCUGCUCUUCCUGUUCAUCGUGGUCUUCGCCCUGCUGGGCAUGCAGCUGUUCGGGGGACAGUUCAACUUUCAAGAUGAAACGCCAACAACCAACUUCGACACCUUCCCUGCCGCCAUCCUCACUGUCUUCCAGAUCCUGACGGGGGAGGACUGGAACGCGGUGAUGUAUCACGGCAUCGAGUCGCAAGGCGGGGUCAGCAAAGGCAUGUUCUCGUCCUUCUACUUCAUUGUCCUCACGCUGUUUGGAAACUACACCCUGCUGAAUGUCUUCCUGGCCAUUGCUGUGGACAACCUGGCCAACGCUCAGGAGCUGACCAAGGACGAGGAGGAGAUGGAAGAAGCCGCCAACCAGAAGCUUGCCCUGCAGAAGGCCAAGGAAGUGGCUGAAGUCAGUCCCAUGUCGGCCACAAACGUCUCUGCUGCCGCCCGGCAGCAGAACUCGGCCAAGGCGCGCUCAGUGUGGGAGCAGCGGGCCAGCCAGCUGCGGCUGCAGAACCUGCGGGCCAGUUGCGAGGCGCUGUACAGCGAGCUGGACCCCGAGGAGCGGCUGCGCUUUGCCACCUCUCGCCACCUGCGGCCUGACAUGAAGACGCACCUGGACCGGCCCCUCGUGGUGGAGCCUGGCUCGCGGGGAUCGGCUGGGGGCAAGGCCCGGCCCGAGGGCACCGAGGCCAUGGAUGGUGCGGACCCGCCACGCAGGCACCACCGGCACCGCGACAAGGACAAGGCCGCCCCUGCCACGGCGACGGAGCAGGACCGGGCUGAUGCCCCAAAGACGGAGGGCGGGGAGCCCACGGCCCGGGAGGAGCGGGCACGAGCGCACCGGAGCCGCAGCAAGGAGGCCGCGGGAACCCGGGAGGUCCGGAGUGAGCGCGGCCGCGGAGCGGGACCUGAGGGCGGCCGGCGCCACCACCGGCGUGGCUCCCCCGAGGAGGCGGCCGAGCGAGAGCCCCGGCGCCACCGCGCACACCGGCACGCGCCCGACACGGGCAGGGAGCGGCGAGCACGGCACCGCGGUGGCCCCCGCGCAGGGCCCCGGGAGGCAGAGAGCGGGGAGGAGCCGGCGCGGCGGCACCGGGCUCGGCAUAGGGCACCGCCCGUGCAGGAGGAUGGGGAGAAGGAGGCCCCGGAGAAGGAGGGCGAGACCGACGACCGGGACCAGGAGAGGGAGCUUCGGACCCCGCAGCCCCAGGAGCCGCAGUGCGACCUGGAGGGCCCUGGGGUCGAGGGCGCGGCCCCUGUGCGGGCGCUGCCCAGCACCUGUGUGCAGAGGGUGGAGGAGCAGCCGGAGGACGCAGACAACCAGCAGAACGUCACUCGGAUGGGCGGUCGGCCCCCAGACCCAGGGGACCCCCCACACCCCCCAGGAACUCUGGCCGGCCCCACGGGCGAGACUGCCGUCACUCCCAGCGGCACCGUGGACCUGGAGAGCCAGGCGGAGGGGAAGAAGGAGGCGGAAGCCGACGACGCGCUGAGGAGCGGCCCCCGGCCCAUCGUCCCGUACAGCUCCAUGUUCUGCCUGAGCCCCACCAACCUGCUUCGCCGCUUCUGCCAUUACAUCGUGACCAUGCGGUACUUCGAGAUGGUCAUCCUCGUGGUCAUCGCCCUGAGCAGCAUCGCCUUGGCCGCUGAGGACCCUGUGCGGACAGACUCGCCCAGGAACAACGUCCUGAAGUACCUGGACUACAUUUUCACAGGCGUGUUCACCUUCGAGAUGGUGAUAAAGAUGAUCGAUCUGGGGCUGCUGCUGCACCCGGGGGCCUACUUCCGGGACCUGUGGAACAUCCUGGACUUCAUCGUGGUCAGUGGGGCCCUGGUGGCCUUCGCCUUCUCAGGCUCCAAAGGGAAAGACAUCAACACCAUCAAGUCCCUGCGUGUCCUGCGUGUCCUGCGGCCCCUGAAGACCAUCAAGCGGCUGCCUAAGCUCAAGGCCGUGUUCGACUGCGUGGUGAACUCCCUGAAGAACGUGCUCAACAUCCUCAUUGUGUACAUGCUCUUCAUGUUCAUCUUCGCCGUCAUCGCCGUGCAGCUGUUCAAGGGCAAGUUCUUCUACUGCACGGACGAGUCCAAGGAGCUGGAGCGCGACUGCAGGGGCCAGUACCUGGAUUACGAGCGGGAGGAGGUGGAGGCCCAGCCGCGGCAGUGGAGGAAGUACGACUUCCACUACGACAACGUGCUCUGGGCCCUGCUCACCCUGUUCACGGUGUCCACCGGGGAGGGCUGGCCCGUGGUGCUGAAACACUCCGUGGACGCCACCUACGAGGAGCAGGGCCCGAGCCCCGGGUACCGCAUGGAGCUGUCCAUCUUCUACGUGGUGUACUUUGUGGUCUUCCCCUUCUUCUUCGUCAACAUCUUCGUGGCCUUGAUCAUCAUCACGUUCCAGGAGCAGGGGGACAAGGUCAUGUCCGAGUGCAGCCUGGAGAAGAACGAGAGAGCCUGCAUCGACUUCGCCAUCAGCGCCAGGCCCCUGACGCGGCACAUGCCCCAGAGCAAGCAGAGCUUCCAGUACAAGACGUGGACGUUUGUGGUCUCGCCGCCCUUCGAGUACUUCAUCAUGGCCAUGAUCGCCCUCAACACCGUGGUGCUGAUGAUGAAGUUCUACGACGCGCCGGACGAGUACGAGCUGAUGCUGAAGUGCCUGAACAUGGUGUUCACGUCCAUGUUCUCCAUGGAGUGCGUGCUGAAGAUCAUCGCCUUCGGGGUGCUGAACUAUUUCCGAGACGCCUGGAACGUCUUUGACUUUGUGACUGUGUUGGGAAGUAUUACUGAUAUUUUAGUAACAGAGAUUGCGAACAACUUCAUCAACCUCAGCUUCCUGCGCCUCUUCCGCGCCGCCCGGCUCGUCAAGCUGCUGCGCCAGGGCUACACCAUCCGCAUCCUGCUCUGGACCUUCGUGCAGUCCUUCAAGGCCCUGCCUUACGUGUGCCUGCUGAUCGCCAUGCUGUUCUUCAUCUACGCCAUCAUCGGCAUGCAGGUUUUCGGGAACAUCGCUCUGGACGACGACUCCAGCAUCAACAGGCACAACAACUUCCGGACGUUUCUACAAGCCUUGAUGCUGCUGUUCAGGAGCGCCACCGGCGAGGCCUGGCACGAGAUCAUGCUGUCUUGUCUCAGCAACCAGGCCUGUGACGAGCACGCCAAUGCCACCGAGUGCGGCAGCGACUUCGCCUACUUCUACUUCGUGUCCUUCAUCUUCCUCUGCUCCUUCCUGAUGUUGAACCUCUUUGUGGCCGUGAUCAUGGACAAUUUUGAGUACCUUACGCGGGACUCUUCCAUCCUAGGGCCUCACCACCUGGACGAGUUCGUCAGGGUCUGGGCUGAGUACGAUCCGGCUGCGUGCGGGCGUAUCACGUACAGUGACAUGUUCGAGAUGCUGAAACACAUGUCCCCGCCCCUGGGGCUGGGGAAGAAAUGCCCUGCUCGAGUGGCGUACAAGCGCCUGGUUCGCAUGAACAUGCCCAUCUCCAAUGAGGACAUGACUGUCCACUUCACAUCCACGCUGAUGGCCCUCAUCCGGACCGCACUGGACAUCAAGCUGGCUCCAGCCGGCACGAAGCAGCACCAGUGUGAUGCAGAACUGAGGAAGGAGAUCUCCUGUGUGUGGGCCAACCUGCCCCAGAAGACCCUGGACCUACUGGUGCCGCCUCAUAAACCUGACGAGAUGACAGUUGGCAAAGUCUACGCAGCUCUGAUGAUAUUUGACUUCUACAAACAGAACAAAACCAGCAGAGACCAGCUUCACCAGGCUCCGGGAGGCCUGUCGCAGAUGGGCCCCGUGUCUCUGUUCCACCCCCUGAAGGCCACACUGGAGCAGACGCAGCCGGCCGUGCUGCGAGGAGCCCGGGUUUUCCUCCAGCAGAAGAGCUCGGCCUCGCUCAGCAACGGCGGAGCCGUGCAAACCCCCGAGAGCGGCAUGAGAGAGUCUGUCUCCUGGGGCACCACCCAGAGGGCCCAGGAGGCGCCCUGCGAGGCGCGGACCCCCCUGGAGCGCGGCCACUCCACAGAGAUCCCUGCGGCGCCAUCGGGAAAACCAGCUGUGGAUGUGCAGACGCAGAGCAAGGCCCCGCGGGGCCCUGACGGGGAGCCCCAACCUGGGCUGGAGAGCCAGGGUCGAGCCGCCUCCAUGCCCCGCCUGGCGGCAGGGACACAGCCGGCCUCGGACGCCAGCCCGAUGAAGCGCUCCGUCUCCACGCUGGCGCCCCAGCGCCCCCACGUGGCUCCUCUUGGCCACGCCCCCCUGGGCCGUCCGCCCACCGGCCAGGCUGCCACCCACCACCACCACCGCUGCCACCGCCGCAGGGACCGGAAACAGAAGUCCCUGGAGAAGGGGCCCAGCCUGUCAGCGGAUGCGGAUGGCGCACCCAGCAGCACUGUGGGGCCGGGACCGCCCCCUGGAGACGCACCCACGGGUGGCCGGCGGGAGCGCAGGCAGGAGCGGGGCCGGUCCCAGGAACGCAGGCAGCCCUCCUCCUCCUCCUCCGAGAAGCAGCGCUUCUACUCAUGCGACCGAUUUGGGGGCCGGGAGCCCCUGCAGCCCAGGCCCUCCCUCAACAGCCACCCCACGUCGCCCACGGCUGGGCCGGAGCCAGGACCCCCAAGACAGGGUGGCGGGUCAGUGAACGGGAGCCCCCUGCUGUCCACAUCUGGUGCUAGCACUCCUGGCCGCGGCGGGCGGAGGCAGCUCCCCCAGACCCCGCUGACGCCGCGCCCCAGCAUCACCUACAAGACGGCCAACUCCUCGCCCGUGCACUUCGCAGGGACUCAGACCAGCCUGCCCGCCUUCUCCCCUGGCCGGCUGAGCCGAGGCCUUUCUGAACACAAUGCCCUGCUCCAGAGAGACCCCCUCAGCCAGCCCCUGGUCCCCAGCUCUCGGAUCGGCUCCGACCCUUACCUGGGGCAGCGCCUGGACGGCGAGGCCACUGCCCGUCCUCAGCCCGAGGACGUGCUCACCUUCGAGGAGGCCGUGGCCACCAACUCGGGCCGCUCCUCCCGGACCUCCUACGUGUCCUCCCUGACCUCCCAGCCCCACCCCCUGCGCCGCGUGCCCAACGGCUACCACUGCACCCUGGGCCUCGGCUCGGGCAGCCGCACGCGGCACAGCCUCCACCACCCCGACCAGGACCACUGGUGCUAGGCGCACCGCGGCCCCCUCGCCACACACCCGCCAGCGGGCCCUGCUCCCGUGGAUGAGUUUUAUCAUCUGUGCUGGGCUCCUGCGACGCUCGGGGAGACUGAGGCGGCGGCGGCGGCUCCUCUCCUGUUUUUCACUGGGGGGGGGGGGCUUCAUGCCCUUGCAUCACGGCCCGCGGCCCUCUGUCCCCUCACGCUCCCUUUCUGGGUCACGCACGAUGGACCCCACACGAGGGGUGUGUGCGGAGCAGCGCCCUGUGAGUCCAAACCUUUGGGGAUGGGCCCCGGCACCUGGGGAGUCGCGUGGGCCCUGGAGGAGAUGUGGCCUCAGGCGUGGCCUUUCUCCCCACGUGUGGUGUGGAGCAGCAGCAGCGAGGUCACGGGGCCGGGCAAUGGUGAGGAAAACAGCAGCCCCGGGGCCCGCCAGUGGCGUGCACGGGUCUCAUCUGCACCCCUCGGCCACGCGUCCUGCGCGGUUCUUUAAAUGUUAAGCAGCAAGUGGACUCAGUACGUCCGACACUCUGUCCUCCCCCAGACACUGUCCACCCUGCAAGGGACCAAAUCUCGGAAACUCGGCUUUGGUUUCUAACAGCGACCUCUGUUGCUCUUUGGUCAGUUCUGUAUACCCAACCUAGAAAAACCAGAGACCAGCUAACAGGGAUGGAGAUGCUGGAGUGACUGCAAACGCUUAGACCCGUGGGAAGGUCUCCACUUCUCACGAGGUUCUG
Molecule: messenger RNA, 7770 nt
Organism: Artibeus jamaicensis (Jamaican fruit-eating bat)
Lineage: Eukaryota; Metazoa; Chordata; Mammalia; Chiroptera; Phyllostomidae
Gene: CACNA1B
Product: calcium voltage-gated channel subunit alpha1 B
Exons: 46
Coding region: 72-7046 (2324 amino acids)
Biological process (GO): calcium ion import across plasma membrane; chemical synaptic transmission
Cellular component (GO): neuronal cell body; voltage-gated calcium channel complex; membrane
Molecular function (GO): calcium ion binding; high voltage-gated calcium channel activity
Source: RefSeq, a predicted model, not a curated record